AUAAUAGCUUUAGCCUAAGAAGAAAUUGUUUAAUUACUUUUAGCAAAAGCAAAAUUCUUCUAUUAUUUAUCACACCUGGGAUGCCGCUGCUCCCUUUUUACUUGGCAGCAAAUGACAGCACCCCAGCCCCGCUCAGGCACCACUCGCCCAAGAGAAGAGUCUGGGGCGGCUACCUGGGAGCUCAGGUUGCUCCAAAGGCAGCAAACGGACUGCGGUAGCUGCCUGCCAGGAGUCCUGAGCAGCUCUCGGGCAUGGACACGCCUCCGACGUCAGCAGAACAUUUCGGGUAGGUGCCUUCGAGGACGCUGGGCCUGUGGCGUGAUGCUCGUGCCCUGGGACAGGAGGUCUGUGAGCCAGCCCAAGCAGAGAAAUGCACUGUGGCACCGAAGGGGCUGGGCUCUGGGGCAGUCUGACAGCUUUGGUGGGACUGCUGGGCUGACACUGGCGUGUUCACCAGGACCUCAGCUCACCGCUCUUGUGUCUUCCCUAAGCACAGCUGUCAGCGCUUUGCUGCCGAGGAUUGCCUGUGCGCAGCCUGCUGGGAGCAGGAAAUCCAGGCUGUUACCCAUUUUUCUGCAGCGCAGAGUCUCGCCAAGGCUGGCCUGAGCCCUGGGCCCAGUCUGGAGGACCAGGUGGAAGGACUGAACAUCACCAUGCGCGGAGAGGUGGCGGCAGCAGGAGCCGAGGUGCUGAAGGGCCUUUUGGAAGGCCUUGGCUCAGCUGGCAGGGGCCGGGCACAGAGCGUCUCUCCUGGCUCCGAGGGGACUCCUGCCCGCAGCUUUCUGCCUUGUUCAGGACCCUCGGCUUGGAGGGAGCUCCUGUUGUUUGCUGGGAGUGUGGGAAGAGCCAUUCGAGUAGGAGCAGCUCCUGGAGCCCCGGAGCCCCCCCGCCCGCUGUGUGCCCCCGCCCUGGGCGUGGCCCCCCCGCGCAUCACAAGGGGCACCAGUGGUGUCACGGACACCAGUGUCUCCCGGUGCGGCACUGUGCUGGCGCGGGCAGUGCUGGGGAGAGACGGGCUCUGGCAGGAGCACCCUGGCACGGGGACAUCGCUGCCCAGCCUCGGAAGGCCUUGCGGGGCCUUGCUCUUCCCCGUGCUGAGCGCUUCCACAGCCCAAGUGUCUGCCUGGCCGCAGCACGAUGGGCCAGCUGCCCUCCUGCUUCUCCCGGUGCGUGCCUGCUCUGUCCCUCUGGCACCGGGCACGGCCUGUUCCCGGCAGAGCCGCGUGCCUCACGCUCGCAACCGUGUCCUUUGCAGGGGCGGCUCUGGUGGCAGCCAGCUGGGUGCCCUCGUGUCCCGACGGCAUCCCGAGCUCCUCCGCUGCGACUGUGUGGAGGUGACCUGGCGUGGGAGGAAGAGGAGGAGAGACCUCCUGCUUUUCCAAGGCGCCCUUGCUUUUGCCAAGCGCAGAUGUGGCACCAGGUUCUGGCUGCAGCACAGGGUGCGUCUCAGCGAGCUGUGGGUGCUGUGCCAGGAGGAGGAGGCGUGCGCGUGUGCACAAGAAGAUGCAGCGUUGGGCCUGGACUGCAGCUGUACCCUCAUCCUCGUCUGGCCCACCAGCCUCUGCGGGGUCACUUUCGGCUCGCAAGAGGUGAAAGAACUCUGGCUGGACGCCAUCCUCAGGCAAAGCAGCACAGCCCAGGGAACGAGAGUGACCACACUGCCCUCGCUUAAUCUCCUUGUAUCGGUCUUGGGCCUCUGCAGAACUCCGGUGACGAUGACUGCCCAGAUCAUCGAGACUCUGGUUCAGUGCCAGGCAAAAGCUCAAAGGCACCGAGAAGACUGCAGUAGAGCCCUGGCCAAGCAGCAAGAGAGCCCAAGCAGCAAGAGAACCCAGAUGCAGCUGGAGCCCAAAGUGCCUGAGCCUGAGGACAGCAGCGAGCACGCUGAUGUGCAGACAGGUAGAAUGCUGUAAAGCUUUGAAUUUCAGGUCCAACUCAAAGCACGUGGAUCCAGAUGAACCUGGAAAAGGCAAUUCAUGGGGCAUUUGGGAGCGUCCCCUUGGGUUGCGGUUCUCUCACCGUUGCCCUGGUAACAUCCUGGAAUUCACCGCUUUGAACGUUAACACACGGGGCGAAUUAGGGUGACCUUUCCCAGAGGUUAGAUGACCUUUCUUCAGGUUUCAGUGCACCUCCUGGCACACAGGCCAGGGCUUCUUGCUUUGGUCUUUCCAGAUGCUCCUCAGACGUGGCCUGAGGUUUGUGAACAGUGCCACUGCCGGCGCCCUGCCAAGCCUGCUGCACUGCUGCCCGGCGGCCCCCAGGCUUUUCUCCAUUGGCAUUGGGUUUCUCCCAGAACGAGGUGGUCUGCGCUGAAAGUUUUGGUCUCUUACGGCCUGACUGAUGCAGGUUGUCUCGUGGCCUCUGUAGCCCUUCUUUUCUGAGCAAGGUCUCUCAGCUCUCCCGUAGGAGACAGGUCCAGUUCAGACCAAGUGCCCACAUUUCAGAUGUGCUCUCACCUCCAGGGCUCUUCUGGCCAAGGUAGGAAGGGAACGUGCAUGUUCUUCACGGUGAGAGCCGGCGCUCUGGACUGUGAUGACCGACAUCUGCUGAGUGACAAUGCUGCCGGGACCCUUCCCGAGGGGGGCAGCAGAUGGCAUCAGAGGGUCGCUCCUCACUUGGGGUGCAGGGUUUUGCCAGUUUCCUUCAGAGGAAUCAUUUUGCAGCACAUUCUUGGCAUGUAAUUUGGCCUGCGGAAUCAACAGGCAGAGUCGUGGCUGUUAAAGCUCAUCUGACCCCAACACGUGUCAUUCCUUAUGCCUUUGCUUUCCAGAGCUGUGUUCAGAUGAGCCUGAGGACCACGGAAUAGAGGCGGGCGUGGUAGGUCAGGCAGACGUGCCCCUUGAGCGACCACCCUCGUUGCUCUGCAGCCUGGCAGAGGGCAGAGGAGCCAUGGCCAGGGCAGCCGACGAAGGAGAGGCGGCGUUGUCUCGGCAGGAACCUCGCGAACGCCAGCAGACACAACCGCUGCAGGCACGGGAGGAGACCCCCGAGAAGUCGGCAGCUCGGGCGUUUGCUCAGCAGGUCUUUGCUGAGCUUGACCUGGUCUUGAAAAACCUUUGUGAGAGCAAGCGUUCUAAUGACCCCAUUGAGAGAGGUUUGUAUUAUUUUUUUUUUCUCUUUUUCACAUGUGAGUGUAGCAAUGUAACAGGCAGAAUAGCCAUAAAACAGACUUGCCAGUCCUGUUCUGCAGUGUUAUGUGUGACAAGGAGAAAGUGUUGGUUGCAGGUCUUGGGUAGGGUCUUCUGAUGAAAGUGGGAGCUGUGGGGAACUCAGGCCUGUUUGGAUUCCAGCACGUAGCAGGAGGUAAUGAAGACAGGCAGGCAUCCUACCUCCUGCAGAGGGCCAUGAGAAGCUGAGAGGAUGGGAACCCCGUCUCCUCGUCCGGUCCUUACUGCUGGAUGCUGUGCGUGUCCCAGGUGGUGUGAUGGGGAGGGGAUGUGCAGCCUCCUCCCAGUUCAAAGCUAAAUGUGGCCCUGCAAAUCCCAGCUGGAUCCUUUCCCCAGUCAAGCAGGCAGCAGAAGGGAGCUUUCCUCAGCCUGCUCCUGUGUGGACCCUGCUAUCUUUGGUGCGGUGUGAAACACCCACCCUGGUCUUAGAGAGGAGCCAGGCACCGAGCUGUUGGGAGCUUUUCAAGCCGACCUGCUUCUCGGCAUGCCCAGGCACAUCCUCAGCUUCUUCCACUGACUUUAGACCUCAUGGUCGUGGAGAGAAUGAGACAGGGGCAGAGGGAGAAUACAAAAACAACCUCGCAGGAGCAACCUCAUAUUAAAUAGAAUAGAAGCAGCAUUAGUGCUUCCUGGAAACACACUGCUUAUGCUGUUAAAGACGGGAAGUAGAGACGUAGCUGUGAGUUAAAGGUUUCUAGGAUAAAUUAAUCUCAGUCUCUUAAACAUGCAGGUCCUUCCAACAGUGAGCAUUACAACUGAAUUCUCUCCACUUUUCCAGCUGCUUCUAAUGACUUUACUGGACGUUUUUACACAGUCAGGCCCUCUCUCAAAGGGAGGGCACAAAGGGAGAAUGCUUGUGAUUUGCUGUUAUUUUGAAAACAGUCUUUGUGUUCUACUUUCCAUCAUGUUUCCAGUCUUCCCUUUUCCUUUCCAGGGAGUGAAGCCAAUUUAAUCUCUUCAAGCAGCACAGGCACUAUUUCAGCGCAUCAAGUCCCCAUGUCUGCUGCUGGAAGCAAAAGAUCUUCUUUUUCUCUCGAGUAAGCACAGCAGUUUUUUCCGGGAUAGUGCAAGUGUUGCUAGUGCAGAGGUAGACGACUAGGUCUGGUCUUGCAGCUAAUGCGUACAGUAUCAGUAUUGUGAGUGUUAAAACAAUUUGGGGAACACUAUGCUCUCAGGCAACACUAACACAGAUGAGAACUGUGAUACAAGAAAGAAACAAAAAAAGAGCUGUAUUUGGAGGAAAAAAAAAAAAAGAA
Tyto alba (common barn owl) is the source of this 4423-nucleotide messenger RNA. RefSeq lists its product as uncharacterized. NCBI's taxonomy places the organism in Eukaryota, Metazoa, Chordata, Aves, Strigiformes, Tytonidae. The coding region runs from base 654 to 1913 and encodes 419 amino acids. The record is from RefSeq and is a predicted model, not a curated record. The transcript is spliced from 7 exons.